Lithohypha guttulata is the source of this 825-nucleotide messenger RNA. RefSeq lists its product as uncharacterized. The transcript has a single exon. The record is from RefSeq and is a predicted model, not a curated record. Bases 1 to 825 code for a protein of 274 amino acids. NCBI's taxonomy places the organism in Eukaryota, Fungi, Ascomycota, Eurotiomycetes, Chaetothyriales, Trichomeriaceae.
AUGCUGCAACCCGAACAGUACAUCGAAGAUCUACGUCACACGCGCCUAAAGCGCACUAUCGUCCUAGCAUUAGACAAAUUCGUCGGUCGGUGGUGUCGACGAUCCUCCCGGGUCACUUUUCUUCCUGGCGACUUGUGCAUCAAGUCUGGACACGCCGUCCGCUUGACGGAAGCCUUAACUAUGGAAUACGUGCGAAAGCAUACCACGAUACCUGUCCCCAAGGUUUUCUGUGCCUUCGAGCACCACGGUGCCGUCUAUAUCGCGAUGGAGCGCUUAGCAGGCCAACCCCUGGGUUGGGAAUGGGCACGGCGCAGUGACGACUCGAAAGCCUAUAUUUUGCAACAGCUUCGAGACUAUGUGGUGCAAUUACGCAACCUUCCACGUAUGAGCGACUGCAACUCAGUCGCUGCUAUUGAUGACGGGCCAUUCCUGGACGAGAGACUGCCGGGCUCGUCAAGCCCGGUUGGUCCUUUCCCUUCUGUGAAACAAUUUCACAGAUACCUUAGAUCAGAUCAAGAGACAGAUCUGAAGCACAACGAAGAUGUUCAACGCCUAGUUAAAAUGCAUGAUGACACUAGCGAAAAUGUGUGUUUUACGCAUAAUGAUUUGAGCAGCUUUAAUAUUUUGGUUGAUGGCCAGCAAAUCACAGGUAUAAUUGAUUGGGAGUAUGCGGCGUGGUUGCCCUCGUACUGGGAGUACACAUCGGCCUGGCAUGUUAGCCCGCAGAACAUGUUUUGGCGAGACGAAGUUGGCAAAUUUCUCGAUGUGUAUGAAAAACAACUUGAGAUGGAAAAGAUCCGACGCCAGUGGUUUGGCGACUAUUAA